UCUCCUACAGCAGAAGAUAUUAUUCCUGUCGAACACAUCAAGCUGGUCAUCGAAUACCAUGAAGCAUUGGUACAAGCUGAACCGUGUGCGGAGUGGACGCAAGCCAAACGUGCCCUCUCUGCCUGCAAAAGCGAGUUCCGGAACAUCCGCUAUGAGAGGCAGAAGAUAUAUGGUUGCUAUGCGAAUGUAGAACAGAGAUCAGCAAGCGAGCAUGGUGUGAUGAAUGUCAAACACCUGACGGUGAUGAAUAUGACGAAUUUGGGGAAUGCGAUGAGAAUACUUAUUGUACGGAGGUACGCAUAUUCGAAAGCACAGAUCCCUAUAGUAGCAAAUUUCUAACACUUGCAAAAAAGAAUUUUAAAAAGACUGUUAUCAAACCCCAGAGCACGUUUACAGCGAAUCUCCGCAGCUUCCAACUCAACUUCUGGAUUCAGAAUCCAAAAAAACGUACAGAGAAACAGCCGCCAGUACAUGGCCGUUACCAAGACAUACAAUCUCCGAAUAGGCGAAUUCAUCGAACUUAUGUCUGCCCUAUCGGGAUUACAAAAGGGAUGUUUG
Messenger RNA from Bipolaris sorokiniana ND90Pr, 558 nucleotides. RefSeq lists its product as uncharacterized. The record is from RefSeq and is a predicted model, not a curated record. The transcript has a single exon. The annotation marks the transcript as partial. Lineage: Eukaryota; Fungi; Ascomycota; Dothideomycetes; Pleosporales; Pleosporaceae.